AACACAGGCUGAUGUCUAGUGGGAUGGGUUGUUUUUUUUCUGCCAACCCUCUAAUCCUUGGUUGUGUUUUUUGCUGUAUAAUUUUUAUUUUAGAUCCAUUCAAAAAUAUAACAAUGAUGUACAGAGAGGGUCUUUUUAGCAUAACCUUGAACACCACAUUUGUUCGACCUACAAAGUUUUAUCUUGCUGGGUUUUACAACAUCCCUCAUGUUAAGUAUUACUUUGUCUUCUUGUGCUUUGUCUACAUCAUGACUGUGCUUGGCAAUGGUUUUCUUCUAUCUGUUAUCUACCUUGUUAAGACCCUCCAUACUCCCAAAUACAUAAUAGUGUUUAACUUGGCUUUUACAGACCUCUGUGGGAGCACAGCUCUUAUCCCAAAACUCUUAGACACGUUUUUAUUUGACAGGAGGUACAUUGUUUAUGAGGCUUGUUUAACUUACAUGUUCUUUGUCUUAUUAUUUGGAAGUAUUCAAUCAUGGACGCUUGUCACAAUGGCAUAUGAUAGAUUAAUAGCAAUUUGCUUUCCAUUAAGAUAUCACAGCAUUAUAACCACAAAAUCUGUUGUUGCAAUGCUGCUGAGUUCUUGGAUUGUUAUGCUCUGUGUCAACGCAGUAUUGGCUGGGUUUAUUAAUCGCCUGUCUUUCUGUGCAUCUGUAGAAAUUAAAGCCUUCUUCUGUGAUCAUGGACCUAUAUAUCAACUGGCCUGUAAUGAUACAUCUUACGGCUAUAUGAUGGCUGCUGUUUACUCUGGAGAGUUUUCUCUGCUGGUAAUCUGCCUGUCCGUUCUCAGAAGUUCUCUGGAGAACAGUUUCUGUCAAAGAUCUGCCUGCCCGCUCUCAGAAGAUAACCGGAAACUCAAUCAGUGAUCUGCCUGCAUUCAGUAAGCUCUGCCUCCGCCUCUGCCCUCUGCCUGCCGUCAGCCUCUGGACCCUCAAGGUUCCCCCCCUCUGCAGCUCUGCUCCACUCAAGAACAGGUACAGCCCUGACACACUCUCAACCUGCAACAUUCCCUAAACUUCUCUGUCCUCCCCUGCAGUGAACCCACUUGUGACCAGUCAACCACUUCCUGGAUCUGUAUAACCUGUGUGAUUUACAGAACUCUCCCGUGACCAGUCAAGCCUCUACUGAA
Cyprinodon tularosa is the source of this 1129-nucleotide messenger RNA. Its product is annotated as olfactory receptor 1468-like. The record is from RefSeq and is a predicted model, not a curated record. Gene Ontology annotation, molecular function: olfactory receptor activity. Gene Ontology annotation, cellular component: membrane. Gene Ontology annotation, biological process: G protein-coupled receptor signaling pathway. Bases 12 to 866 code for a protein of 284 amino acids. The transcript has 2 exons. NCBI's taxonomy places the organism in Eukaryota, Metazoa, Chordata, Actinopteri, Cyprinodontiformes, Cyprinodontidae.